This is a messenger RNA of Saprolegnia parasitica CBS 223.65, 1031 nucleotides long. RefSeq lists its product as hypothetical. NCBI's taxonomy places the organism in Eukaryota, Oomycota, Saprolegniomycetes, Saprolegniales, Saprolegniaceae. The record is from RefSeq and is a predicted model, not a curated record. The coding region runs from base 63 to 1031 and encodes 322 amino acids. The transcript is spliced from 4 exons.
UAGUCGCCGCGCGAAAUUAUUAUUCAAGUGGACAGAGGUCGGUCGCCGCCACUCUGAAAUCAAUGCCACCUCGGCGACGCACGACUGCGCUAGUGACCUCGACCACGCUGCUCCUGCUGGCGCCAGCACACGCGACGACAAGCGGCCUCGCCGCCUGGAUCGAUUCGGCCAAGGGCUACCUCGUAGUGUCCAACGUGGCCACGCCCGAGCUACGCGCGACGCGCACGUGCGCGAGCAUCACGCUCGACUGGGUCCCGCUGCCUGACGCCGACCACCGCUACACGCUUGAGCGUCGGCCGGACCGCGCGAUGAAUUGGAAGUGGACCGCGCUCUCGGUCGAGGAGGCGGCAUCGCCGCUGCUCUACUUCAACGACACCCAGAUCGACAACAGCCGCGAGUACACGUAUCGCCUGCACGUGCGGACGCCGGGGCAAGUGCCGUCCGACUUUGUGUACGCGGUCGCGGCGCCGUCGGCAUCAUGCAUGGACUGGUCCGAGUUUGCAGCUGCGACCGUGCACUCGCUCAGGAUACGCGUCGACACCGUGGUCGCGACGACCGCCAGGAUAGCGUGCUUGCUUCUCGGCAUCCACCUUAUCUUGCUCGUCGUGCGCAGCUACCUCGGGCUCGCGCCCACCGCGCGCCACCACCUUCGCCGGCUGCCAUCGACCUCGCCGCCCACACCGACAACAGAGCUGCGUCGUCGCAAAGCCAACUCGGACGUGUCGUGCAGUAGCACGGAGAACGAAAGCGACAUGGACACGCCGCGCUUGAGCCAAAGCAACGCGAGCAGCAACGCGCAGCUGACGGCAUCGCACGUGUCGUCUGCGAUGGCGUCGGUCACGAGCCUGCGCGACUCGGAGGCCAAGGAGGCGCGCUGCCACGGGUGCCGCAAAAAGUUUGGCCUCUUCCGCAAGCGCCGGGUCUGCGCCACGUGCCGCAUGAUGCUCUGCCGGCCGUGCGGCAUUGCGCGGACGUCCCCCAGCGUCAAGCAGUACAUUUGUCUUCCCUGCCGCGCCGACGCCGCGGCCUAA